This is a messenger RNA of Dendronephthya gigantea, 2359 nucleotides long. RefSeq lists its product as uncharacterized. The transcript is spliced from 9 exons. NCBI's taxonomy places the organism in Eukaryota, Metazoa, Cnidaria, Anthozoa, Malacalcyonacea, Nephtheidae. The record is from RefSeq and is a predicted model, not a curated record. The coding region runs from base 1 to 2022 and encodes 673 amino acids. Gene Ontology annotation, biological process: regulation of transcription by RNA polymerase II. Gene Ontology annotation, molecular function: protein dimerization activity; DNA-binding transcription factor activity, RNA polymerase II-specific; RNA polymerase II transcription regulatory region sequence-specific DNA binding.
AUGGAUAAAAAUCCUUUCAGAGGUAAUCCUUCAAAGCGACAUCGGGAUAGGCUGAAUACCGAGCUGGAUAACUUGGCUAAACUUCUUCCGUUUCCUGAAGACACUAUUUCAAAAUUGGAUAAAAUUUCCAUCCUACGAUUAACUGUUAGCUAUCUGAAAGCGAAGAGUUAUUUUCAAGUGUGUGAGACAAAAAGAAAGUCACCGAACCAUGCAGUUGAUCAAAAUUAUCUCUCCCAAGAGUUUGAAGGAAAUGGACUUAUGUCUCAACUUCUACUUGAGGCUUUAGAUGGUUUUAUCAUGAUCAUCACGACAGAUGGUCAGUUGUUUUAUGUCUCUGAAUCGGUCAAGGAUUUCCUUGGAUAUUCUCAGGCCACAUUGAUUCAUCAAAGUCUGUACAAAUUUCUUCAUAUUGACGAUCAUAAAACUGUGAGAGAAAACUUAGUUUGGGUGGAGGACUGUGACACAACGACUGGGAAUCUUGAGGAUGACCAAGCUGACGAUAAAUUUGACGACGUUUUCGCUUCAGCCAAACGUGAGAAGAACUUCGCAUGCCGUAUUAAAUGUACUAUGAGUCAUGGUGGAGGGUUUUAUAAGAUGUUUCAAUGUCGCGGUCGUAUGAGAGAAAUUCACAUAAAGAAAAGGGAAGUCGACAGUGUGGAGUAUGGAUUAUUUGCUGUGAUAUCUCCGAUUAAUACACUACCAACUUCUUCGACUUUGGAAAUGGUUCGUAAAGAGGCUAUGCUGGCUUCACAAAGACGUUAUCAUCUUAGUGAUCAAAACCUUAACCUCACAGAGACGUAUCCACUUAGUUCACCCUACAAACCCUUCAUUGACCCUCGUCAUCUUCAUAUACCUCCAAUCACACCUACAACACCCACAGCGGCUGGUCACGAGGCUUCAUUUUUUCCACCAAAUUUUACGUAUGGUAAUGGGAACCUCUUGCGCCCGGGCAUCAAAAGGCGCAAUUCAAGCUCCUCGGCAAUUGCUGAUGAUUCGUCGACGAAUGACGAGAACGCCAGUUCGGAAGGCUCCGUGGAUAGCACUGGUGCUCGGCGAAGAGUGUCAUUUCGCCUUGACGAGGAAAAGUCGACGGAAAAACGGGAAAAGAUCGGAAGCCUUCGUAGAAUGUCGGCACCAGCGUUCGCAAAUCAACCAAUGACGUCACCAUCCUAUGAGACCACUUCUUACAAUAACAUGUUACAUCCAGGGACUCCUAACUGGUUAUACCCCACUCCUUUUUCAAAUCCUCUCCUGGGUUACCAAGAGUUACUUCAUCGUAUGGAAAGUAGGUCUUAUCUAUCACCGGGAUAUUUGUCUCCUUUAUAUCCGCCUUUCUCACCCGGAGGAAUGUUUCCACCCUAUUCUCCUUUUCUGAAACGGGCAUCAAGCUUUCCGAAUAUUUCCCCAAAUGGAAACGCAAUGUACCCAAAUGGGGAUAGUCUCUUAAGUCCUCGUAUACCACCGUAUGAUCCAUUUGCAUACUUCCUCGGCAAUCCACAAAGUUCUCGAAGUUCCAGCAAUGUCUCACCGUCAGGAGGAAUGUUAGGGCAUAUAGAAAACGGAAAAGAAGCUAAAGCGGAAGAAAAAGUGAAUGAAAAUGUGGAAGCGAUGGAAGAGGAUUCUUGUACCCAAGAAAUCGAAGUUGUAAACCAAGAUGAAGACGAAGAUGAAAUAAAUGUAACGGAAGAAACAGAAGUAAAACUUCAAAUUCCAACAAUAAAAAUUGAACAUUGUGAUAGUGAGCCUAUGGAAAACGACGAGGCUGGUUGUAGUAAAGUGAACUCAGUAUACUCUCCCUCGCACGAUAGUGACAUAUCUUCUGCACAACCGAGCCCUUCCAGUGACACUUCAAAUAAGCAGAAUGAAGGUGAUUUGCAAGAUGAAGGUGAUAACGAGGAUGGUAUACAGGAAACACUCGCGGACAUUGCUCACAAUUUCACCAGUAAAUUAGACAGUAUUCGGUCAACGUUUACAUUGUCUCUAGAUCGUAAUGUUGCUUCGUGUUUGGGGAAAAAUAAGUGAUUUUUUUGGCUCGUGUCAAGCAUGAAAAUUGCACGUAAAAGAUCACGUGAUUCCCAUGUGUUCUGAUGUAAGUUGAUGGGGUUAGUUUGGGGGAAAGUUGCGGAUAUCAUAGUUUGGUGAUAUAAAACUCCAAAAUGUCUUUUGAAAGUACGUUUUGAUUUGGGUGUGUGUCAGUUACAACCAUUUAUCUCUGAGACUAUACAAAGAGAGUAUUAUCGAGCUUGAGUGAAUUUCAGCAGAUGCGUGUUACUGUACAUAGCUUUGUUGGGGUGUCUACCACUUGUACUUCUUGCACAAAUUGCAGUGUAAAUAAAAUUCAAUUUGUUAAUUACAAACA